Messenger RNA from Phascolarctos cinereus (koala), 1948 nucleotides. RefSeq names its product radical S-adenosyl methionine domain containing 2 (gene RSAD2). Gene Ontology annotation, molecular function: catalytic activity; 4 iron, 4 sulfur cluster binding. NCBI's taxonomy places the organism in Eukaryota, Metazoa, Chordata, Mammalia, Diprotodontia, Phascolarctidae. The record is from RefSeq and is a predicted model, not a curated record. Gene Ontology annotation, cellular component: mitochondrion; endoplasmic reticulum; endoplasmic reticulum membrane. Gene Ontology annotation, biological process: defense response to virus; positive regulation of immune response.
UUAACAGCAGGAUUUGAAGUGAGCUACAGUGGUGUGCUGUGCACAGCAGUCAGACAGCUGGCAGAGAUGUGGCUGCUCAUGCUAACCGGCUUUGCUGAGAAGCUACUUUAUGCUUUUAGCCUCCAGCUGCUGACGUCUCUGUGGAAGAUCCUGAUACAUUUAUACUCCCCACUUGGGACACUGCUAUGGUUUGCAUGUGGCAAAAGGAGCAGUCAGCCCAGGGAGAAGAUAGAAGGGAAAAGAGAAGAGAUUGCAGGAGACGAAGAUGCAGCAGGGGUCUCUGUUAACCCUGUCAGUGUCAACUAUCAUUUCACACGCCAGUGUAACUACAAAUGUGGUUUCUGCUUCCAUACUGCUAAAACAUCAUUUGUGCUUCCCCUGGAGGAAGCCAAGAGAGGUCUCCUUAUGCUUAAAGAAGCAGGUAUGGAGAAGAUUAACUUUUCAGGAGGAGAGCCAUUUCUACAUGACAGGGGAGAAUUCCUAGGCAAGUUGGUGAAAUUCUGCAAAAAAGAACUAAAACUCCCCAGUGUCAGCAUCGUGAGUAAUGGGAGCCUGAUUAGACAGAAAUGGUUCAAGGAUUAUGGUGAAUACCUAGACAUUCUUGCUAUUUCAUGUGAUAGUUUUGAUGAGCAAAUCAAUGCACUGAUUGGCCGUGGACAAGGGAAGAAGAAUCAUGCGGAAAAUUUGUGGAAGCUGAGAAGGUGGUGUGCAGAUUACAGGGUUGCUUUCAAGAUCAAUUCUGUUAUUAACAGAUUUAAUGUGGAAGAAGACAUGAAUGAGCAGAUUCAAUCCUUAAAUCCCGUUCGCUGGAAAGUGUUCCAGUGCCUGAUCAUUGAGGGGGAGAAUGCUGGGGAAGAUGCCCUGAGAGAAGCAGAGCGCUUUGUUAUUAGUGAUGAGGACUUUGAAAAAUUCCUAGACCGGCAUAAAGCUGUCUCCUGUUUGGUACCUGAAUCUAAUAAUAAGAUGAAAGAUUCUUACCUCAUUCUGGAUGAAUAUAUGCGCUUUCUGGAUUGUACAAAGGGCCGAAAGGAUCCUUCUAAGUCAAUUCUGGAUGUGGGAGUAGAAGAGGCCAUAAAAUUCAGUGGCUUUGAUGAAAAAUGUUUUUAAAGCGAGGAGGAAAGUAUAAAUGGAGUAAAGCAGACCUUAAGCUGGACUGGUGAAGAUCAUGAAAAUGUUGGCACACAUGAAAAGGGAAUCCUGAAGAUAAAUGAGUGCUCAUCUUUUUCAGCAUUGUAAUCCUGUUUCUGAAUUACAUCUGAACGACAUCAUAUUUUUUUAUCAUGCAGACGAUCCAUAGGAUUUUAGACCUUACAGGUCAUCUGUUCUAACACCUUCAUUUUGCAAAGGCAGAAACCAGCAACCACAGACACUGCCGUAUGAUACAUGUUAAAGAGACAAAUAGGAAAGCUUAACAGGACUUGAAUGCUUCUUGCAGCACCCAGUAUGAUCACAAGGGGGCGUAUGGCUAUUAUGGAAUACUCUCCACAGUAGAUAGUUGUGUGGAACUAGGUAGGCUUUUGCUUGGAGGUAGCAAUGACACUGUCAGAAAAACUAGUAAACUAGACCCAUUUUUGUUCAGAAUGACUUUCUAAGGAUAAUAUAACUACUUUAAUGAAAAUAAUGUCCUGUUAUUUGGCUGAAUUGAUCUUUCCAACAAGUGGGAAAGAAAAUUUAUCUGCAUGUGUUUUGUUUUUGUUUUUAAUUUUUUUUUCCUGCUUAAGUUUUGUUUAAGGCACUGAACUCGUAAUCAGAAAAACUUUGGUUUGAAUCCUGCCAAAACGAUGCUUUCCAGAUCUAAAUCUAUAGUGCUAUGAUCUGUCCAACUACCUAGUUUACCCCUCACUUAUUCACUACCAGAUUCCAGCCUAUGAUUUCAAAGCAUUCAUUCAUUUAAUACACAUUUCUUAAUUACCUACUGUUUGCUAGGAACUGUGCUAAGCAUUAGAUA